AUGACCCGGCAUCGCGCGCCCGGGGCCCCCGAGACCGGCGCCCCGCUGAGCGGGUCGGUGCUGGCCGAGGCGGCCGUGGUGUUCGCCGUGGUGCUGAGCAUUCACGCCGUGGUGAUGGACCGGUACUCGUGGUGCGCCGUGGCCCUGGCGGUGCAGGCCUUCUACGUCCAGUACAAGUGGGACCGGCUGCUGCAGCAGGGAAGCGCCGUCUUCCAGUUCCGAAUGUCCGCGAACAGCGGCCUGCUGCCCGCCUCCAUGGUCAUGCCUCUGCUCGGACUGGUCAUGAAGGAGCGCUGCGAGGCCGCUGGGAACCCGUACUUCGAGCGCUUCGGCAUUGUGGUGGCAGCCACCGGCAUGGCAGUGUCCUUCUUCUCUUCAGUGUUGGCGCUGGGCAUCACUCGCCCCCUGCCCACCAACACUUGCGUCAUCUCGGGCUUGGCUGGGUGCGUCAUCACGUAUAUCAUGAAGCACUCCCUGAAGGUGGGCGAGGUCAUCGAGGUCCUGGAGGUCCUGCUGAUCUUCGUCUACCUCAACAUGAUCCUGCUGUACCUGCUGCCCCGCUGCUUCACCCCGGGGGAGGCGCUGCUGGUGUUGAGUGGCAUCAGCUUCUUGCUCAACCAGCUCAUCAAGCGCUCCCUCACUGUGGUGGAGAGCCAGGGAGAGCCCGUGGACUACUUCCUGCUGGUGGUGGUGGUAGGGAUGGUCCUCAUGGGCCUCAUCUUCAGCUCCUUCUUUGCCUUCAUGGACCCAGGUACCUGGGCCUCCUCCAUCUUCUUCCACCUGAUGACCUGUGUGCUGGUCCUUGGCGUGGCCCUGCCCUGGCUUUAUCGGCUCACCCGUAGGAACCCCUUGUUAUGGCUUCUACAAUUCCUCUUCCAGACGAACAUCCGCAUCUACCUCCUAGCCUACUGGUCUUUGCUGGCCACCUUUGCCUGCCUGGUGGUACUGUACCAGAAUGCCAAGCGGUCAUCCUCUGAAUCCAAGAAGCACCAGGCCCCCACCAUUACCCGGAAAUAUUUCCACUUCAUUGUGGUGGCCACCUACAUCCCAGGGAUCAUCUUUGACCAAUACCUGCUCUACAUGGCCGCCACCGUAUGUCUGGCAGUCUUCAUCUUUUUAGAGUAUGUGCGCUAUUUCCGCAUCAAGCCCCUGGGCCACACUCUGCGCAGCCUCCUCUCCCUCUUCCUGGACGAACGAGACAGCGGACCGCUCAUCCUGACACACAUCUACCUACUCCUGGGCAUGUCUCUUCCCAUUUGGCUGAUCCCCAGACCCUGUACAGAGAUGGGUAGCCUGGGGGGAGCGAGAGCCCUGGUCCCCUACGCCGGCGUCCUGGCUGUGGGCGUGGGUGACACCGUGGCCUCCAUCUUUGGCAGCACCAUGGGGGAAAUCCGCUGGCCCGGAACCAAAAAGACGUUCGAGGGGACCAUGACAUCUAUCUUUGCCCAGAUCAUUUCUGUAGCUCUCAUCUUAAUCUUUGACAAUGAAGUGGACAUAAACCAGAGUUACGCUUGGAUAUUGGGGUCCAUCAGCACAGUGUCCCUUCUAGAAGCAUAUACUACGCAGAUAGACAACCUCCUUUUGCCCCUCUAUCUCCUGAUACUGCUGAUGGCCUAG
Pipistrellus nathusii (Nathusius's pipistrelle) is the source of this 1617-nucleotide messenger RNA. The record is from the annotation of a GenBank genome assembly. Lineage: Eukaryota; Metazoa; Chordata; Mammalia; Chiroptera; Vespertilionidae.